Molecule: messenger RNA, 1887 nt
Organism: Impatiens glandulifera
Lineage: Eukaryota; Viridiplantae; Streptophyta; Magnoliopsida; Ericales; Balsaminaceae
Product: U-box domain-containing protein 35-like
Exons: 6
Coding region: 496-1827 (443 amino acids)
Biological process (GO): protein phosphorylation
Molecular function (GO): protein kinase activity; ATP binding
Source: RefSeq, a predicted model, not a curated record
AUAUUUCUUUGUUACAAUAGGUAUUAUGAAUUUCAUAAUAAUUCCUUUAUUAAUACAAGUUUUAAUAUUAAUAUACAGGUUGUUGUUAAAGAAGUAGUCAUAGAAGAUAAUGAUAUUUCUAAAGCAAUUCUUCAUUAUAUUAGCAAUAACUCAGUUACCAGUCUCAUUCUUGGUGCAGCAACCAAAACAUCUUUCUCUAGGAAAUUAAGAAACCAUAAUGUCUCAGCCAUCAUAAACAAGUAUGCACCAGAUACUUGUUCUGUUUAUGUAAUUGGAAAAAACAAGCUCCUUUCUGUCAGGCCAGCAUUGUUAUGUCCAAUUAGUAAUGCCAUACCAUCUUCAAAGAAAACUUCACGUCCUGAAUUUGAAGGAUGCAGCAGGAUAAGAGAGAUAAUCAGAGAAGGUGAAAGUGAAUGGACUAAUUCCCCUACGAAAUUGAUCUCAAAUGUUUCAAAGCAUUUUAACUAUGUUUGCUCAUUCAGUAAGCCGCCAACAAUGGAGAGAAAUGAAUCUCUUGACUCCUCUGCUGAAAAUGACAAUCUUAAGGCCAAACGCGAUGUUCAUGUUGAGAAAGAUGACAUCCCUCCAGAAACUACAACUCAACAUAAGAGAGAUUUUAGAGUUGAGAUGAAAAAGUUGAUGGCGGAUCUCAAGAAAACCAAAAAUAAGAUUGACUCAGCUUGCAAAGAAGCAGCCUCAGCCAACAGGGAGGCAAACGAGCUAGACAUGUGGCAGAAAGAAAAAGUCAUUCGGUUUGAACAAGCCCGUCUCUCAGAAGAGGCUGCUCUUAUUGUUGUACAAGGGGAAAAGGCUAGAGCGAAUACUGCUACAAAAUUAGCCGAGAAGGCUCAAAAGCUAGCUGAUUUCGAGACAAAGAGAAGACAGUACGCGGAAUUGAGAGUGAUACGAGAGAAAAAAGCGAAAAAUAAAGCAUUGGACGUUUUGUCAAAUAAUGAUGUUCGUUACAGAAUGUACACUCUCGAAGAUAUUGAUCUUGCUACUGGAGGCUUUGUAGACUCCUCUAGAAUUGGUGAAGGUGGAUAUGGACCUGUCUAUAGAGGGACAAUUGAUCACACUGCUGUUGCUAUUAAAGUUCUUAGACCCGAUGCUAAACAAGGAAGAAAACAGUUCCAACAAGAGGUUGAGAUCCUUAGCUGCGUGAGACAUCCAAACCUAGUCUUACUUCUCGGCGCAUGCCCAGAAUACGGUUGCUUAGUCUACGAGUUCAUGGACUAUGGAAGCUUAGAAGACCGCCUACUCCAAAGAGACAACACCCCAACAAUUCAAUGGAAAACUCGGUUCAAAAUAGCAUCCGAAAUAGCAACUGGCCUUCUAUUUCUCCACCAAGCAAAACCAAAACCGCUAGUCCAUCGCGACUUAAAACCAGCCAACAUUCUCCUAGACCGAAACUUCGUCUCCAAAAUAGGCGAUGUGGGUCUAGCCCGACUCGUCCCAGCCUCAGUAGCAGACGAGAUCACUCAACUACACAUGACUAGUGCAGCAGGUACUUUCUGUUAUAUUGAUCCUGAGUAUCAACAAUCGGGCAAGCUUGGGACUAAGUCAGAUAUUUAUUCACUCGGAGUCGUGUUACUUCAAAUUAUAACGGCUAGACCUCCAAUGGGGCUAACACAUCAUGUUGAGAAGGCGCUCCAGAAUGGGAAGAUGCAUGAGUUGCUUGAUCCUUCGGUUUUGGAUUGGCCGAUUGAAGAGGCGACAAAUUUUGCGAGAUUAUCGUUGAAAUGUAGUGCGUUGAAGAGGAAGGAUAGACCGGAUUUAGCCAAGGUUAUAUUGCCCGAGCUCACACGGUUAAGUCAACUAGAAAGAUGACGAAGAGCGAUUAAACAAAACUAUUUGUUAUUUUAAUAAAACAAGAGUUUCACAAUUUUC